AUGGCCAACGCGGGUUAUACCUCGCCCUUCCCAACCUCCCAUGACACUAUUGGGCAGUCUACACUAGUGACUCCCUUGUUUAUGCCUUCAUCUCCUCCACAAAACUUGUCCAGCCCUCCGGACUCCCCGCUCCCCGCCCAGACUCCUACGACCGAGCGCGUCGCAGCGAAAGACAACGCCCACGGCCAUGUCAGCGACGACGAACAGCAAUCAGACAACGAACUACAGAAUAUCUCCCGGCCCGCGACCCCCGGAAGCCCAACGGGCUCAGAUCUCGACGCGCGACUUGCUGAUUACACCUUGGAUUUCAGCAACUUCCCCAGUGGUCAUUUUGCUCUAGAGGGGAAUGAGGAAACUUUGCCCCCCUUUCAUAAAGAUAUCGAAGAUAAACUGUCGGAUGUUGGGGGCCCGGAAGAUUUUACUGCAAACUUGGAAAAGUAUUUAAUGGGCGAUCUUGAAGGAGAGAUCCGUGACGAGGAGGAUGCUGAAGUACAGUAUGGAUCAUUGCGACGGUCAUUCCGAAAAUCAAAACAAUCAGUGAUAGAGGAGGAGGAGGAGGCGGAUUCUGGAGAAUACAGUGAAUUCGAGCCACCAGUGGACAUGUCGACCCCCUCGCAUUUACUACACAGAACGAGCGCACUUCCCAAAGACUCGACACAUCUUGAAGACAUUGAAGAAUACCCUGACGAUGACGAGUCACGACACCAAGAUCAGCCCUCGCCUUCUGCUCGCAAGCCCUCGAUCGCGUCAAGCAAUGGUACGGAUGAGCGUGAGGAUCUGCGCAACCGAAUUCAACAAUUGGAGGACACUGUGAGAGAGAGAGACAAUCAAUUGCAACAGAAUCGCACCCGUGUACUUGAAGCUGUCUCAGCUGGCGAGCAGAUUCGUCAUCUACAGACAGAACUACAGCACAAGACUGCUCUUCUGGACGAGGUACAUGCCAAAGGCAGCGACGAGGCCAUGCUUCGUGAGCAGGUUCGGUCACUGCAGAAGCAGAACGAGGAACGUGAGAAAAUGCUGCACCAGUCGAAUAUGGGCGGGGCUGAUCUCAACUCACUUCUGGAGCAAAUCCGAGAGAUGCAGCAACAGCUGCAGAGCCGAGACCAGCAAAGUUCCCUGGACACUGAGCGAUUGGAGACAAUUGCUCACCUGCGCCAACAACUUACUAUUUCCCAAGAGCAAUUGAAAGCGCGCGAUGCUACUCUCGAUGAGACAUUCGCUAAACUCAGGGAAGUGACCCGGGAUAGGGAUGCGCAGAUACAAGAGAAGCACUCCGAGAUUGAUCAACUCCAGUCCCAAAUUGAUGAUUACGGCCUAGAAAAUGAGAAGCUCGAGACACAACUGGAGCGCGCUCACAAUGACUUCCAGGUCUUGGAAGAAAGAUUUAUCACAUUGGAAGAUAGGAAUCGGCCACUGGAAGAGAAGAACAGCUCGCUCGAGGCGGAUCUCACUCGUGUUCAGUCUCAGAUCGAAGCCCAGGAAAGCGCCCUGAAGGCUGCAGCUGCAGAUUUACCCAUCACUGGACACAGCACCUACAGCGAGAUUCUUGACUUGAUCAAAGAUCUGGGACAUGGAGAUGUGGACCCCGUGGAUGGUUCAUACACGUCCCUGUCACAGCCAAAGGACAAGCUUACCGAAGUCCGAACCGUCCAGGAGCUGCACCAAUCGCAACAAGAGGAGAUCGCGAGUCUCCAACAGGAACUACAAGAGACAUCCGCUGUACAAAAAGCCACAGUUGCCGAAUCAGACCGUCUCCGUGCCCAAUCUGCCGAGACCCAGUCUCUCAUCAAGACCAUCGAGACUGAAAACCUUCGCUUGUCCCACAGGGUGGAAGAGUUGACAACAGCCCUCCACAAAUCACAGCACGACCUGACCCAGACAAGAGAAGAUCACGCCGAAUCCCUCGAGACAAUCGCACGUCUGCAAGAAGACAAGCUGGCCGAGCCACCAAGCCCACCCCCAGCCCCAGAACGAAAAGAGCCAGACACAGCCGCCAUAGAAGCAAACCACCAAAGCCAAGUUCGCAGCCUGCAAACAGCGCACUCAACCGCAGUAUCCACUCUCCGCGCCUCCCACGCCGAAUCAAUGCGCAAGAUCCGCAACCUCCUCACAGCAGCCGAACAACGCGAGACAAACCUCCGCACUGAGCUCGAAACCCUCCGCUCCACAACCACAAACCAAGAAACACACCUUCGCAAAGCCUUCCGAACAGAACUCAAGCGCCUGGAAGCCGUCAUCGCCGCAAAAGACGAGACAUCCGCCGCAGUCGACCAGCGUAUCGCACUAUCAGUCGAUAAGCGCGAACGCGAAUGGGAACGACGCGUCGACCUCCUCCUCAAGGAACGGGAUCGCAUGGCCAAGGCGCUUAUGAUGACCUGGGGCGAAAAGGAACUCGGUCGUGGGCCUGGGGCCUUGGCUGAAGGUAAAGAGAAUCGUCGGAGAGACGGCGAGAGUAAGAGUGGACAGGCUUAUAGGUAUAAGCAUGUCCAAAAGUCAAAGUCCAAGAGUGGAGAGACGAAGGCUUAG
This is a messenger RNA of Penicillium nucicola, 2526 nucleotides long. Its product is annotated as putative spindle pole body associated protein SnaD. The transcript has a single exon. Lineage: Eukaryota; Fungi; Ascomycota; Eurotiomycetes; Eurotiales; Aspergillaceae. The record is from RefSeq and is a predicted model, not a curated record. The coding region runs from base 1 to 2526 and encodes 841 amino acids.